This is a messenger RNA of Cyprinodon tularosa, 2981 nucleotides long. It is a transcript of the gene rell2, whose product is annotated as RELT like 2. The record is from RefSeq and is a predicted model, not a curated record. The transcript is spliced from 7 exons. The coding region runs from base 646 to 2754 and encodes 702 amino acids. Lineage: Eukaryota; Metazoa; Chordata; Actinopteri; Cyprinodontiformes; Cyprinodontidae. Gene Ontology annotation, biological process: positive regulation of p38MAPK cascade; positive regulation of cell-substrate adhesion.
GUGACUCUGAUAAAUGAAAGGACUGUUUGCAACCAUGCAAACAUUCCUGAGGAGCAUCUCCUCCUCUCAGCCUGAGGCGUGCAGCCAUUGGUCCUCUGCAGAGCACAGCUGUUUCAUCCGCAGCCUCUGAGGAGGAUGAGGGGAGGGAGGGUCCAAUCUAUUUAUAAAACCCAGCGGAUCUGCAGCCUGUCUCUGGUUGAGUUACAGACCGCUCCGCUCCGCUCGGGUCCAGAGGACACCUCCUGAUGUCUCCUGUCCUGUCCCCGUCCUCCGCAGCAGACGCAGCUCCCCGCCCCCACGGUGCGGACAUGGGCGGCAUCCCCGCAGCGGCCGGCGGCCCUUCCUGAGAGAAGCCAGCAGAACAGGGGGCUGGAGGAAGGAUUCUUCUGGCAACCAGCGCAGCUUUGUGAAGGAAGGCUGUGACGUGUCUGAGGGCCUUUAGCUGGACAACAGACGUGCAUCAGGUUGUGUACAGAAGGGAUGUUGAGCAAUCGUGUCAACAUGGAGCUGAAUGGAGAAACUUUCUGAGCAUACCAACACGGCUCCAGGCUGCAGACGGAGCGCCGUGCCGUCGGACCACGCAGGAAUCCACCGGCAGUCAGACCAGAGCUGCAGCAGAUCUGGAGUUCUUCUCCUCGCCUCAUCAUGACGCAGCUGGAAGCCUCUGAGGCAGGGGGGGAGCCCCCCUCCUCCUACAUCAUUUUCCUGGUGGUCUUCCUCUUCUUCUUAACUGGACUCCUGGGCUUCCUCAUCUGCCAUCUGCUGAAGAAGACGGGCUACCGCUGCAGGACUGGAGACCCGGAGGACGAGGAGGACAAGCUGGAGGAAGAUGCUGAUGAUGAGAACGAUGAGAACCAGGACACAGUGGAGCAGAUCCUGAAAUGCAUCAUGGAGAAUGAAGCCAACAUGGAGGCCUUCAAUGAGAUGUUAGGAAACCGCAGCGUCUGCGUUCGCCAUGAUCCAAGGUUACGUAAGGAAUCUCUUGGUGGUGUUCCUCCCCAUCUCCAUACGGUGCACUCAGGCACCGACCACAACUCCUGCCUCCUCUGCGCCCAGGUUCGAGCCAAAAAGGGCCGCAGACAAAGCAGGACGCCCCGCUUCAAGCAGCAACCAGGAGAGCAGACUGUUUUUUCUGUCGGGAGAUUCCGGGUGACACAUUCGGAUAAGAAGUUUCAGGGGCGUCCAAACCUACUGGCUGCCUCGGGGGAGCAGUUGGACCAGUCCCAAGAUAGCGACAACAUAAAGGAGGACGGGUUCAAUCUGAAAAAUAUGUUCAAAGAAGUCCAACCAGCUUCAGAUGGAGUCCAUGGCGUAGCGGCGAAUGUGGGGAAGAGAAAGAAAAGUAUGACCUUAUUUGGAUUAAGGCGGGGCAGUGAUCCUUUAGGUUUGAGAGUUAAAGAGAGGGCGGGGGCAGAUCCUCGGGGGGUUAGAUUUGCUGUUCAGCGGCCACCUGUAGUACUAGAGGAACCAGCCAAUCCAGAGCGCUGCACUAAACCCGGCGCCAAGAUGAAUAUCGCUCAGGGGGAAGUUAUAACUUCCAUUCUGAAACCAUCCUCCAAGUCUGAUUCUGUUCCCCAGGAAGGCCUCACCCUCGGGCUGAACUCUGACCUUCAAGACAAGACAAACACAGGAGCCUCAGCUCCUACCUCCCUCCCCAUCCCCACCGAAAGAUCUGUGAAUAUGGACAGUAAGGUAGAUCCUGGACCGCUACAGACUUCAACCCCUAUUGACACAAUACCUGCACCGGUUCCAGGAUCCAGCUCAGUCAUGCCCACUGCUAAGUCCAACUUCAAAAGGGACUUUAUGGCUGUCAGAGCCUCCUCUGACCCAUGUUCCAGCCCGGAUCCGGAGCCAACCGUUGGUGGUGGCCCUGCUUUAAUAAGCUUAGGUUCUUCUCCUGCAUCUUCUCUCCAAAACAAAAGCUUUUCCUCAGUGUCCUCUUUAAAGACGCCUACCUCAUCCCUCAUAGAGUCACCAAGCCCCAAAAGUAGCUUACCAAACAUUACCGUAGCAUUAGCAACACUAGCCCCGUGUUCUUCUCCAACUUCAGCUUCAUCUGGCUUGAUUUCUGUAAGAUCUACGACCCAAGAAGGCCUCCUUCCUGGUCCAUUCUCUAUAAAUGGACAGAAAGUAGAUAGACAGACAGAAGAACAGACGGAAACACAGAGGGCUGGAAUCCUAAAAACACCUAAACUGUUUCCACUUUCACCAGGAGGUCCAGCCUCUUCUUCUGAGCAGAGUUUUAAAGACAGACUGAGAGAUUUGCCUCCAUCGCCCUCCAGUCCAUUGUCCCCAUCCUCCCCCAAAGGGGGGAGGAUCAGUAGUGUGACCAUGAUUAAAGUCAGUCCUGACAGCAAGAGGCAGUUCUCUGUAACGACCACUGUGGAUAAAGACAGUGUCUCCUCAGUGUACCAGGAAGGGGAGGGCUCUGAAAAGAGUCCAGCUGUCAGAAGACAGGAAGAGACUUUAGCUGCUGAAUCUGAGACUCAGAGCAGAGGAAGCCGCGGACCAGAGACUAGACCAUACCUCAGCCAAGACAAGGAUGACAUGAUGGAGAUGGAGGACAUUAGAGACUGCAAGGUGACACAGAUGGAGGGAGGCCAGAAGCCCAACGAGGAGACCAUGCUGGAUAACCGACCCAAACAGAACCAGGAGGGGAAGACUCUAGAAGAAGAGGAGAUAACUGCUUCCAGUAAUGUUUCAAGGAGAGAAGAGAUCCCAGGAACUGAACUAAAGGCAGAUAGAAUAAUAUAAAUGACAAAAUAUUAGUAUGUUAUCAUUGUUUGAUUCAUUUGGCUGCAGAUGAUGGUGGGAAAAUGUGGAUUGUUUUGUCUGUUUAGCCACUGACACCAGACUGAUUGUUUCCUGCUGUGAAACUUCUGGUUUGCUCACAUCGUCUCCACCAGCAGGUUAUUGGUGAACGCUGCCGCUGGCAUCAUCCCCACCCAACAGUUCACUCUGUGCGUCAAAGCGUCUCAUUU